Molecule: messenger RNA, 309 nt
Organism: Microthlaspi erraticum
Lineage: Eukaryota; Viridiplantae; Streptophyta; Magnoliopsida; Brassicales; Brassicaceae
Source: the annotation of a GenBank genome assembly
AUGAAGAAUCAUACGUGGACUCUUGUGGAGCUUCCUGUUGGAGCUAAACCAACUGGCUUAAACUGGGUGUUUAAGCUCAAACUCAACUCUGACGGAAGCAUUAACAAGCAUAUGGCUCGUCUUGUCGCAAAGGGAUAUGCACAACGGUAUGGGGUGAACUAUGAUGAAGUAUUUGCUCCGGUAGCUCGACUAGAGACAAUUCAUCUGCUCAUUAGUUUAGCAGCAGCAAGUGGAUGGGAGAUACAUCAUCUUGAUGUAAAAACUGCUUUUCUUCAUGGAGAACUAAAAGAAGUUGUCUAUAUCACUUAA